Epinephelus fuscoguttatus (brown-marbled grouper) is the source of this 730-nucleotide messenger RNA. Its product is annotated as stress-70 protein, mitochondrial-like. Lineage: Eukaryota; Metazoa; Chordata; Actinopteri; Perciformes; Serranidae. Gene Ontology annotation, molecular function: ATP-dependent protein folding chaperone; ATP binding. The transcript has a single exon. The coding region runs from base 1 to 423 and encodes 140 amino acids. The record is from RefSeq and is a predicted model, not a curated record.
AUGUCAAUAUUUGAUACUGUUUUAAUACUACAGGGAAAAACUGACAUUAAGAGCAUAUACUUGGUCAAGAACGCUGAGAAGUAUGCAGAGGAGGACAGGAGGAGAAAGGACCGUGUGGAGGCCGUCAACAUGGCUGAGGGCAUCGUCCAUGACACAGAAUCCAAGAUGGAGGAAUUCAAGGACCAGCUUCCUGCUGAUGAGUGCACCAAGCUGAAGGAGGAGAUCUCAAAGGUCCGAGAUCUUCUGACCAACAAGGAAUCAGAAACAGGGGACAACAUCAAACAGGCAGCCACCAACCUGCAGCAGGCAUCACUUAAACUCUUCGAAAUGGCCUACAAGAAGAUGGCGGCAGAGCGGGACAGUAGCAGCAGCAGCAGCAGCUCGGGCUCAUCAGAGGGAGAGAAGAAAGAAGGCCAGCAGUAAACCUUUGCACUUGUGUGUCACUGGGUUUCCGUGACAACGGAGGACUGUCUAGCUCGGCGGUGGACUGGGUGGGGAAGGUGGCAGUCUUGAGUGACGAGCUGAAUCUUAGUCAUUCUCACCAUAAUAUAUUAUUCUACUGUGUUUUGGCAGUAAAAUUCUCUAGUGAAAAGAUAAAUGUCCAUGUAUGCUCCUCCGUGUCCUAUGAUGUCUGUCUGUAAUUUAAUUAUGUCAAAACAAUGUCUUGUAUGUUUAUUUUUACAACACUGUUGAUUUACAUUCUGAGCAAGUAAAGGUUCUUUUUUUGUCU